This is a messenger RNA of Cornus florida, 4582 nucleotides long. RefSeq names its product lysine-specific demethylase REF6. The transcript has 7 exons. Bases 298 to 4182 code for a protein of 1294 amino acids. Lineage: Eukaryota; Viridiplantae; Streptophyta; Magnoliopsida; Cornales; Cornaceae. Gene Ontology annotation, molecular function: histone H3K4me/H3K4me2/H3K4me3 demethylase activity. Gene Ontology annotation, cellular component: nucleus. The record is from RefSeq and is a predicted model, not a curated record. Gene Ontology annotation, biological process: chromatin remodeling.
ACACCCCCCCCUCUCUCUCUCUAGCCCCUCUCUCUCUCUCUCCUCUGCCCCCAUUUUCACCAUUUCCGCUGCUCUGUAAACAAAUCAAAAGCAGAGGAAAAAGAUAAGAAAAAUCAAAUAGAAAAUGAGGGAAUAGAAUCUCAACAGCUCCUUCUCUCUCCUCUCCCACAGAAAGAGAGUCCACAAUGGACUUUCAAUGAGUGACUUAGAUCUCUCUCACAUAUGAUAUGAUACACAGACCAUAUGUUGUGUAUAUACAUAUAUAGCUUUGUAUAUGUAUAUGCACUUUGAGUCCUAAUGGCAUCGUCAUCAUCAACACUCACAGCAGAGCAACCUAACACAGAGGUGUUUUCAUGGCUGAAAAACCUACCUUUGGCUCCAGAGUACCACCCAACCCUAGCAGAGUUCCAAGAUCCGAUUGCCUACAUUUUCAAGAUCGAGAAAGAGGCCUCCAAGUAUGGUAUCUGCAAAAUCGUCCCUCCAGUGCCUGCUCCACCGAAGAAAACCGCAAUUGCGAACCUUACGCGGUCGCUAGCCGCCCGGUCCGCGAGCUCCGGUGACCCCAAAGCCUCUCCCUCAUUCACCACCAGGCAGCAGCAGAUCGGGUUCUGCCCUCGGAAGCACCGCCCGGUCCAGAAAUCGGUGUGGCAGAGCGGUGAGCGAUAUACUCUGCCGCAAUUCGAAGUGAAAGCCAAGUAUUUCGAGAGGACCAUAUUCAAGAAGAGCUCGAAGAAGGCACCGUCGGCGUUGGAAAUCGAAACCCUUUAUUGGAAGGCUUGUGGGGACAAACCCUUUUCGGUGGAGUAUGCGAAUGACAUGCCAGGGUCUGCAUUUGUGCCGUUGAGUGGGAGGAAGAGUAGGGAAACAGGGGAUGGAGUCACUGUUGGUGAGACUGCGUGGAACAUGAGAGGGGUGUCUAGGGCAAAAGGGUCUCUGUUGAGGUUCAUGAAAGAGGAAAUUCCGGGCGUAACGUCGCCAAUGGUGUACAUUGCAAUGCUGUUUAGCUGGUUUGCUUGGCAUGUGGAGGAUCAUGACUUGCAUAGCUUGAAUUAUUUGCAUACGGGGGCAGGGAAGACUUGGUACGGCGUACCGAGGGAAGCUGCCGUUGCGUUCGAGGAGGUGAUCAGGGUUCAAGGCUAUGGAGGAGAGAUCAAUCCUCUUGUGACUUUUGCUGUUCUUGGUGAAAAGACCACAGUCAUGUCACCAGAGGUACUUGUUAGUGCUGGGGUUCCAUGUUGCAGAUUGGUGCAAAAUGCUGGAGAAUUUGUUGUCACUUUCCCGAGAGCCUAUCAUUCAGGAUUUAGUCAUGGAUUUAAUUGUGGGGAGGCAGCUAAUAUUGCGACUCCUGAGUGGUUGAGGGUUGCAAAAGAUGCUGCAAUUCGUAGAGCUUCAAUUAAUUGCCCACCUAUGGUUUCUCAUUUCCAGUUGCUUUAUGAUCUUGCAUUAUCUUUAUGCUCGAGGGUACCUACGAGCAUCAGUAAUGAACCUCGGAGUUCUAGAUUGAAAGAUAAGAAGAAGGGUGAAGGAGAAGCCCUGAUUAAAGAGCAAUUUGUACAGGAUGUAAUACAGAACAACGAUCUGCUUCAUAAACUUGGGAGAGGAUCUUCAAUUGUAGUUCUUCCCCCAAACUCUUCAGAUGAGUCUGUUUGUUCAGAUUUACGUGUUGGGUCUGAAUUGAAAGUAAAAUCCAGGUUUCCCCUUGGUUUAUGCAGUCUGAAGGAAGAAAUAAAAGCCCCCAAAAGUUCAAUUUUCGAUGAUAACAAGUUAAACAGGAAACAUGGGUUUGGGGAAUUGGGUUUCUACUCGAUGAAGGGAAAUUUUUCUUCGUUGUGUCAAGGGAACAGAGAUCCUUUAUUAAGUGGGAAUGAUGAUGUACGCACUUCAACUUUUCAGGUCCGUGACCCAGAUACUGAAAGAAAGAGAAUUGCUGAAACUAAUAAAUUAUCGGGUCAGCGGUUGUUUUCAUGCGUCACUUGUGGGAUUUUAAACUUUUCUUGUGUUGCCAUAAUUCAACCCAGAGAAGCAGCUGCUCAUUACCUCAUGUCAGCUGAUUAUAGCAUCUUUAAUGAUCAGGAUGUUGAUUCUGAACUACCUAGUGAUGAUUUUACUGCUGCUAGUGCAAAUGCAAAUGCUUCUCCGCUGAAUUCUCGUUCUGGAUGGAUGGAAAAGAGCAAUGCAGAUGGUUUAUUUGACGUCCCAAUACAAUCUGCUGGCCAAAUUCAAACUGUUGACCGUAGUAUGGAGAUGGUUUCAAAUUCUGAUACAGAGAGAGACUCUUCUGCCCUUGGCCUAUUGGCUUUGACUUAUGGUAAUUCUUCAGACUCUGAGGAAGAUGAGAUCGAAGCAGAUAUUCCUGUCUAUGCAAAUGAAAUUCAAUCGGGAGAUCAUUCACCGGAAAGAAGACUUCAUUGUGAUAAUACUGGAUUGCCUUCUGUAAAGCUUCAGAGAGGAACAACUGGCUGUCGCAGUCUCCCCUCUUCAAGAUUUGGUUGUGCCGAUGAAGUUCCGGUCCAGAGUAUUGAUUCUCAUGUGGAGUAUGGAUCCACAAGCUCUAGUUUUGGAGAUAGAAGUUAUCGAACUUUUGACUGCUCUGUUGAGUUUGAAACUGAUGAUAGUGCUUCUAUCGAUACAAAUAGCUUACGGGGUAGGUUUCAACAUCAAAUGAAAUUAUCACCUGCUGCCCCAAAUUGUUUCCCAGUUGCCCAUAGGGCUGGAACGACUAUUGGUACUGCCAAUACAUCAAUCAAGAACACAACUGUGUCAUUUGCUCCUAGGUCAGAUCAAGAUUCUUCUAGAAUGCACGUCUUUUGUCUUCAGCAUGCUGUAGUAGUAGAACAGCAACUUCGCCCAAUUGGUGGAGCACAUUUGUUACUCCUUUGUCAUCCAGAUUAUCCUGAGCUAGAGGCUGAAGCAAGGUUAGUUGCAGAAGAACUGGGAAUAGAGUCUCUCUGGAAUGAUACUGAAUAUAGAGACACAACCGAGGAAGAUGAAGAAAGGAUACAAUCAGCUCUAGAUGGUGAGGAAGCCAUACAUGGGAAUGGUGACUGGGCUGUAAAGCUAGGCAUCAAUCUCUACUACAGUGCAAACCUUAGCCGCUCUUCUCUUUACAGUAAGCAGAUGCAUUACAACACCAUUAUAUACAGUGCAUUUGGACGCAGUUCUCCAGCUAACACCCGAACCAAACUUGAGGUUUAUGGGAUGAGUUCAGGCAAACAUAAGAAAGUAGUAGUGGCUGGGAAAUGGUGUGGGAAAGUCUGGAUGUCAAAUCAGGUUCAUCCUUUGUUAGCAGAAAGGUAUCCUGAAGAAGAAGAACAAGAGAGAGGCUCUCAUUCUAGGGCAAAGGCUAAUGUUAAGCUUGAGAGACAUUCAGAAAGUACUUACAAUACUGAAACAGUUGUUACAACUAGCAAGACUGGGAGGAAGAGGAAGAAUGCAGUAGAAAGUGGGUCGAUCACGAAAGCUAAAUGCCUGAAAACAGAGGAUCCAAUUAGAGCUUCAGAUGAUCCACCAGAGGAGAAUCCUCCUCUUCUGCAAUAUAAAAGAAAUCUUAGAAACAAGCAGAUGAAACAAGAGACCCCUCAGCCUCGAAAAAAUUGUGACCGCAUUACAAGACAGUUUGACAUGCAAAUUGAUGAUGAGCUGGAAGGUGGACCUAGCACACGCCUGAGGAAAAGAACCUCAAAGCCCUCCAAAAUUAUUGCAGCAGUCAAACCGGAAGGCAAAGCGAUAAAAAAGACACAGACAAGUAGUAAGAAACAAAAGAAAUCUCCAGCUGUGAAGGCUCCGGCAUUCCCUAACAACAAAAAGGCAAAAGAUGAUGAAGGAGAAUACCAAUGCGAAAUGGAGGGUUGCACCAUGUCUUUUGGCUCGAAACAAGAGCUUCUGCUGCAUAAACGAAACAUCUGCCCAGUCAAGGGGUGCGGAAAGAAGUUCUUUUCUCACAAGUAUCUGGUGCAACACCGGCGUGUUCAUAUGGAUGACCGCCCCCUAAAGUGCCCUUGGAAAGGCUGCAAGAUGACAUUCAAGUGGGCGUGGGCUCGAACUGAACACAUUAGAGUUCACACAGGUGCUCGUCCUUAUGCUUGCAAUGAGGCAGGCUGUGGUCGGACAUUUCGGUUUGUAUCAGAUUUCAGUCGUCACAAAAGGAAGACUGGUCACUCGGCAAAGAAGGGCAGGGGAUGAAUUGAAAGAAAAGGGAUGUAAUUUAACAUGGCUGAUGCAACUGUUAAAAUGAUGACAGGUAGGGGUAAGUUUAGGAUUAAGGUUUCCCGUAAUUUUUCUUCAGAGUAGAGUUAAUUCUGUUUUCCCCUGAAUCUUCAUUGGAACCAUUAAUUCAACCCAAGCAAUUGCUUGGAUCUUGGAACUGAACCAUCUCCAAUGGGAUGUUCUCAUGCAAAAUUCGUUAUUAAAUUGGAAAUGAAGAUGACUGCUGCUUGUCUGCAUAAUGCAUUUGGUGCAAUGCUGAAAAUGAACUCUCAACUGUUGGAUUUAUAUGGUGCAUCACUUUCAUAUGCAGGUCAACUUUCUUAUUGAUAUGUUUUCAGAAUUACAAGGGGUGUUUGAUUGCCCUUUUUCUUUUCUC